Microthlaspi erraticum is the source of this 471-nucleotide messenger RNA. NCBI's taxonomy places the organism in Eukaryota, Viridiplantae, Streptophyta, Magnoliopsida, Brassicales, Brassicaceae. The record is from the annotation of a GenBank genome assembly.
AUGUUGUCUAGGGUUUGUAGAUCUUCUUCUUCGUCUUCUUCUGCUGCUAGAUUGAUCAGUACGAGAUCGAUUCAUCGUCGCGUCACGCAGAAAGGUACAUCUAGAAAGCGUCUACCUUCUUCGCCAGUCCAUUGCAGUGGUAGCUUAGGAAAAUUUGAAGGAGAGAGCUUGAAAUUGCGAAGUGGGUUUCAUUAUAUCGAAAGCUUAGAUAAUGCGAUUGAAUUGUUCGAUGAUAUGGUUCGGUGUCGUCCCUUCCCUUCCGCGAUUGAUUUCAACAAGCUAAUGGGUGUCAUCGUGAGGAUGAAUCGACCGGAUAUUGUGAUUUCUCUCUAUCAGAUGAUGGAAAUGCGUCGGAUUCCGUUUGAUAUCUACACUAUGAAUAUUAUGUUAAAGUGUUUCUGCAGCUGCCACAAGUUGCCAUUUGCUUUGUCAACGUUUGGCAAGAUCACCAAACUUGGUCUCCAGCACUGA